AUGGAGGACGAGGAGGAGGAUCCGGUCGAUCACAAGCUCGAGGUGGAGACGGCGUGCGCGCCCAAGUGCGAGGCGUUCGUGCGGGCGUACGAGGCGUGCGCGACGCGGAUCGAGAGCGACGAGACGGGAGAGGCGCACUGCACGGGACAAUACUUUGAUAUGUACAAGUGCGUGGACGAGUGCGCGAAGAAGGAAAUCAUGGAGAGAACCGUGUAG
Ostreococcus tauri is the source of this 216-nucleotide messenger RNA. RefSeq names its product Cytochrome b-c1 complex, subunit 6. NCBI's taxonomy places the organism in Eukaryota, Viridiplantae, Chlorophyta, Mamiellophyceae, Mamiellales, Bathycoccaceae. Gene Ontology annotation, biological process: mitochondrial electron transport, ubiquinol to cytochrome c. The record is from RefSeq and is a predicted model, not a curated record. The coding region runs from base 1 to 216 and encodes 71 amino acids. The transcript has 3 exons.